AUGUCUUCCGAAGACGGCGGCCUGGAAGGCGAGCUCAAUGCACGUGAGCUCAAGCUCCGCGAAAAGGAUCUCGAAAUCAGCCAAAUCAAGACCAUGCUUGCAUCGCUUCAAGAUGAAGUCGGCCGACUCAACGAGAUCAACAGCGGGUUGACCAAUGCCAAUCGAGGCCUGGCCGACGAUAGCAAUGGGCUGGAUGGAGGGCUUCGAGAGCAGCAUGCCUUUGCCCACGAGCAGUGGCAGAACACUAGUCGUGAGCUCCAAGACGUCCGCCAGCAACAUGAAAACACGACGGCAGGCUUGAGUGCAACGCUAGUCGAGAAGAAUGCCGAGAUCCGACAUUUGCGAGAAGAACUCGACGUGGCCACGGAGAAGAUCCGCGCCUUGCAAGUGCAAAUCCAAGGCUCGAAAUCUCGGGAAAUGUUCGUCAUGCGCGACGAGGACUACUUCGAGAGUGCCUGUCAGCGAUUGUGUCAGCAUGUUCAACAAUGGGUCAAGCGCUUCUCGAAAGUGUCGGACGAUCGCAAGUGCCGCCUCUCGACCGACUUGAAGGACGACAAAGCCGAGGCCCGACUGGACAAUACCAUCCUCGAUGGAUCCGACGUUGACAAGCUUCUCAGCGAUCGCAUCCGACGCCGCGAUGUCUUCAUGUCCGUUGUCAUGACGAUCCUGUGGGAAUACGUCUUCACGCGCUAUCUCUUCGGCAUGGACCGCGAGCAGCGCAAAUACCUGAAAGACCUCGAGCAGUCUCUGCACGAGGUGGGCCCACGCCGAGCGGUGGAGCAAUGGCGGAUGAUCACGCUGCGACUGCUCUCGCAGCGCCCUGACCACAUUGAGCAGCGUGAUCGCGACACCGAAGCCGUUACCAGCGCCGUCUUCGAUCUGUUGUGCAAGCUGCUCCCUCCUCCUUCCAACGCGGUGCAGCAGCUACAAUCAUCCUUGCAAAGAGUCGUGGCCGUUGCCGCGGAUCUCUCGGUGGAGAUGCGCUGUCAGCGACCCCGAUUCAUCAUGCUACCGCCUCUGCAGCCCGAGUACGACACGCACGGCGACCUGGUGCGGCAAGUGUUCUUCAACGCUAGCCUCAUGAACGAGCGAUCUGGCACGUUCAGCUCCAAUAAAGAACUGGAGACCUCACGAGCGGUGGUGAAAAUCGUGCUCUUCCCCCUGGUGGUGAAGCAGGGCGAUGACUUUGGGGACGGCGACGGAGAAGUGGUGGUCUGCCCGGCACAGGUAUUGGUGCAUAGCGACAAUGGCAAGGGCAAGAGGAUUGUGCGGGUGCAGAGUGGCGCGAUGGAGAUUGAUGACCCGCGACAGAGUCUGAUCAGCCUGACGAGUCCCGGGGGGUCCACGGCUUUUUAA
This is a messenger RNA of Neohortaea acidophila, 1356 nucleotides long. RefSeq lists its product as uncharacterized. The transcript has a single exon. Lineage: Eukaryota; Fungi; Ascomycota; Dothideomycetes; Mycosphaerellales; Teratosphaeriaceae. The record is from RefSeq and is a predicted model, not a curated record. The coding region runs from base 1 to 1356 and encodes 451 amino acids.